CGAGCAGUCGGACAGGUCCUGGAGGGAGCAGCACAGGAAGAGGUCAUUCAGCCCAAGAAGAGCGUGUGGGCAGUUCCUCCCCAGGCGAGCAGUCGGACAGGUCCUGGCUUGAGGGUGAGCAGCUGAUGAAGUAUCUGGGAGUGGACAAUGAUCGGGAAAUCUUACUUCCUCCUGUCACUUCUCCAAGUUGGACUGUCACAAGAGUGGAAAGGUGACACUCCACGAGAGGUGACAGUGCAGGAAGGUUCGUGUGUACAGAUUCCAUGUCAUUACAGUUAUCCAUCGUGUCUGGAAAACCAACCACGAGGUGGAAUCUGGUUUAAUAAUGAGAAACAGAUUCCCUGGACUCCCCUUGCCUUUCACUCCAAGGAUCACAAUCACGAGUUACCACGGUUCCACCAUCGGACCCGGCUGUCUGGAGACCUGAAAGAUGGCGACUGUUCCCUGAUUAUAAACAACAUCAGACGGGAAGAUGCAGGACCUUAUUUUUUCAGAAUAGAAUUUGACAAUGGUCCGAGCCAUAACUAUUACCCUGUAACCCAGCUUCACGUUUCUGAUUUCACAGAUAAACCCACGAUAUUCCCUGCUGAAAUUAUUGCAGGAAAGCGUGUGGAUGUAAGCUGCACCUUCAACACAACGUGCAAUGGAACAGCAGCACCUGUCUUAACCUGGGACACUCCCACUGACGUACCUGGAUCAGUCUCAAACACUGUAACUCAGAAUGGUGUCACUCUGACCUAUACUUCUGUUCUGACCCUCAUCCCAUCACUCAAACACCACGGACACACUCUCAGCUGCAGAGUGAGAUAUCCAUCUGUUUCAUCAGAGCGGACCUUCGUACUAACUGUGCAAGACAGUGGAGGAGAGAUUCUGCACGUGAUCCAGAUCCUGGGAAUACGAGCUGUGAUAUUCCUUGUGGCUGUGGUUAUCACUAUCGCUGGAGUCUGUGUCUGGGAGGGACAAACUGUGAAAGGAAGUCGACAGACUGUUUAA
Molecule: messenger RNA, 993 nt
Organism: Carcharodon carcharias (great white shark)
Lineage: Eukaryota; Metazoa; Chordata; Chondrichthyes; Lamniformes; Lamnidae
Product: sialic acid-binding Ig-like lectin 7
Exons: 7
Coding region: 148-993 (281 amino acids)
Source: RefSeq, a predicted model, not a curated record